UAUGACCUAUGUUUCAUUACGAAAUAGGAACCAGUUGAAUAUACAACAUCCGUCAACGACAUCAAAAUGGUUCUUAGGAUUUUAGCAGUAGAAACCUGUUUAAUUUUGUUUUUGGGGUACAUUAAGCAUAUUGAUACUUCACGACCUGUAUAUUUUGUGGUUGCACCUAACGUGCUAAAGGUGAACAUAGAUGAAGUUAUUACUCUGACUAAUUUUGGAGAUAUUGAAGAUGUGCGUAUGCAAGUAUACCUGCAAGAUUUUCCAGCUCAACUACAGAAUUUCUCUUUCCGAGAAGUUGUGGUACCGAAAGAUGAGGUAGCUAACGUCAGCAUCCGCCUGACCGUCGACGAUGUGUUAAUGUUACCAUCUAACUCACAUUUCAUAUAUCUUGUGGCUGAAUCAACGUCGCCAGACAAACCGUUUAAACAGAUGACCAAAUUACUGUUAGAUUAUCAUCCUGGUUACAUCUUUAUACAAACUGAUAAGCCAGUUUAUACACCCGGACAAAAAGUUAAUAUCAGAAUUAUUCCCCUUGAUGAUGAUACACGUCCUGUAGACUGGCCAGUUCAAGUUGACAUUGUUAAUCCAGACAAAGUUGUUGUGAGUAGAUCCAAGAAAGAUGGAGGCGAGCCGUUUCUAAUAGAAACUCUAGAAAUACCUGAUUAUCCUGUGUAUGGAAAUUAUUCUGUUACAGCCACAUUUGCUAAUGGUGUAAAAACAUCAGCCAGUGUCAGAUUUGAAGUAAGAGAAUAUGUAUUGCCAAUAUUUACUGUUGCGUUUGAUAUAGAAGAGAAAUACCAAGUUAUAUUACCAUAUCAUACAGAAUUUAAAGCUAAUUUACAAGCACGAUAUGUGUUUGGAAAGCCAGUGCGAGGUCAUGUGACGGUGUCUUAUGGUUUAGUUUGGCAUGGUCACAUUUUUACUUUGGGAAAACAACUUAAUAUUCAGCUAUCAAUAACUGGAGAUACAACUAUUACUAUUCAAAUAGAUGAUUUAAAGGUGGCCUCCCAGACUAUGUGGUUCCCUAAUGGCGGACGUCUAUUUCUGAACGCAGCCGUUACAGAAGAGGCUUCAGGAAAUGUCGAACAUUAUAUGGUACAGAGUGUGGUCUUUGCUAAAUCGGCACAUAUUCUCAAAUUUACUAGAUGUUCGCGAUAUUUUAAACCAGGUCUGCCGUAUGUUUUACAUGUUGAUGCUAUACGAGCUAAUGGUCAACCAGCACGCCAUCUACCGGUGAUUAUUGAAGGUGAAGGUGAUGUAAAAGAAGAGAAAGUUAUAAUUACACCUUUAAUAUCUGUUGGUGAACAAUUAUCAACUGAUGCUGAUGGUAGAUUGGCUACUGAAAUACUUUUACCAGCUGAAAUAAAAACAUUAAAGAUAAAAAUCAGAACUAACAUUAAAGGUUUACCACUGAAGAAUCAAACUGAAUCACUAUUUGUAGCUGUUCCUUAUUACAGUCCAUCAGAUACCUAUAUGUCUGUCAGAGCUCUACCAACUAGUCCGGGUAAACCAAGUGCCAUUCCAUCUAUUGGAGACUUUAUGACUGUUGAAACAAUGAACACUGAACCAGAUUUACUGGAUUAUAUCAACAUGUUGGUUAUCGCCAAGGGUAAGAUUAUUCACCAUACAAGAACAAGGGCAUUAGCUGGUGACCGGACAAAUUUUUAUAUACCUGUAACUGCUGAUAUGUCACCUAGUGCUCGGAUAGUAACUUUUUCUCUAAGGGGAACAACAGCUGGGUCAGAGGUUGUUGCUGAUGCUACCUGGCUGGAUAUAGAAGAACAGUGCGAUAACGAAGUUAUGCUAGAAACUGAUAAUGGAGAGAAGACAUACAGACCGAGGGAUGAAAUGACAAUAACAUUGACAGGUAAACCAAAUACAACAAUAGGAUUAUUGGCGGUAGAUCAAAGUGUUUACCUUAUCAAGAACAAAACAUUCUCUAGAACAAAGUUUUUUGCUGAUAUGAGAGCCAACGAUAGAGGGUGUGGUUCUGGUGGAGGUAGAGACAGUGCUUAUGUAUUUCAGGGUGCUGGUUUGGCUAUUUUAACAAACGCUGAUAUGAAAACUGAGACAAGAUCAUCGGAAGGUUGUCCAAAUAAAGCAGUUAGAAGAAAACGGUCUUCAGAAGAUUUAAUAGAAGAAUUGUGUUGUAAAAAGGGAUAUGAAGAAAGUGAUGCUGUUUUACAACGUUGUUUUAAUGCUGCUAAAUAUGUCCGCCAAUCAACUAAUUCAUCUUUGUGUGCUGAGGAGUUCUAUAGAUGUUGUAAAUAUAUGGUUAAUGGUGUGGAGAUUGUCGAGGCAAGAUUAAACAGACACGGGGAUAAAGAUGUACAGGAUGUACUGUUUGAUGAUGAAGAUGUUAUGAUUGAUUUACCUCUUCGAACUAAUUUUCCGGAAUCUUGGCUGUUUGAAGAACAUACUUUAGGAGAAGAUGGUAAAACUGAAUUAAGUGUUGGGUUACCAGACACAAUAACAACAUGGAUGUUACAUACCGUAUCUAUAUCUAAACAACAUGGCUUCUGUGUCUCUAAACCACAUAAUGUCACUGUAUUUAAAAACUUUUUCGUUCAUCUGGAUCUACCGUAUAGUGCUGUACGACUGGAACAGCUGGAAGUCAGGGUUACUAUUUAUAAUUAUUUGAAUAUGGAUUUAUCGGUAAAAUUGUUUAUACAGAGCGUUGAAGGUGUCUGCUAUUCUGGUGAACCAGGAGAAAAUUCUGAGAUGGCACACAUGGAUAUACCACCAAAUGAUGCUGCUUCGGUGUCAUUUCCUCUAAUUCCCCUGGAAUUAGGUCUCUUCCCCAUACGUGUAUUUGCGUACUCUUCUUGGGGUCGAGAUGCGGUGGAAAAGCUCUUGUAUGUUGAGGGGGAAGGUCUAGAAAAAAUCCAUACGGUAUCAGUGAUGCUUGAUCCUUCAGGAAAACGCCUAAUACGUGAUAAACCCAAGAAUGUUUCCAUUGAUAUUAAAAAUGAAGUCGAUGAGGUUGGCAGUCGGCAAACUGUACAAUUAGACCUUGACUUACCGCAGAAUGUAGUUCCCGAGACUGAAAAAUGUACAGUGAGUGCGAUAGGGGAUGUAUUAGGUCCAACAGUGUCUGGUAUAAUAAAUGGUGUAGAUACAUUAUUAAAACUACCAACUGGUUGUGGUGAACAGAACCUGAUACAUCUAGCACCUAAUGUAUAUGUUAUGAGAUAUCUGAAAGCUACUGGACGACUUCAAUCAGGCGUUGAGAAAAAGGCACGGGCAUUUAUGAGACAAGGUAUGAUGAGGCAACUUACUUUUAAAAAAGACGAUGGUUCAUUUGCCACAUGGCCUCAUGCUGAAUCAAGUACAUGGUUGACAGCAUUUGCAUUAAAGGUGUUAAAUCAAGCUAGAAGUUUUAUACCCAUUGAUACUAAUGUUACUUGUCAAGCUUUACGUUGGAUAUUAGAUAAACAAAUAUCAGAUGGCUCAUUUAGAGAAGAUUCAUGGGUAAUGCAUAAAGAAAUGUUGGGAGGAACUACAGGUGAAACUACGCUAGCAGCGUUCGUGUUGAUAUCAUUAUUAGAGAGUGAUUGUAAACCAGAGGAUGAUGAUUAUCAACUGAAAACCAUAGAAUAUUUAGAAAGUAAAUUAGAAGAAUUGGAUCGGCCAUUAGCAGUUGCCAUGACAACGUAUGCCUUGGCUUUAUCUUAUAGCCCGGCCAGACAUCGAGCAAAUGAAAUAUUACGAAAAUUAGCUCAAACGACUCCUGAAGGUUUUGUCUUCUGGGGUCCUGGAGAAGAGAACGAUUUUAAACUAGGUUUAACACCGCAUUGGUUUAAUAAAGAACCUAAUGCCUUGGCUGUUGAAGCUACAGCUUAUGCUCUGUUAGCUCAGUUAGAGAUGGGAGAAAUACAGUAUAGUAAUCAGAUAGUUGGUUGGUUACUACAACAACGUGAAUCACAUGGUUCAUUCGUUUCUACACAGGAUACUGUGAUAGGUUUACAAGCUUUAUCAGAGUACAGUAUUAGAACUUAUUCAGCCAUAUUAGAUAUGACAUGUCAUAUAACAUCAGAAGCUGAUCAGAACUUUCAGAGACUUAUAUCACUUCGACAUGAAGAUGCUUUGGUUCUUAAAUCGGUACCUAAGGUACCAACAGGUGGUAAGUUAAUGUUUGAAGCUGCUGGUACAGGUGUAGGUAUGAUGCAGGUAGAAGUUAGAUAUAAUAUACCUGAAGAAGGUGAUUCCUGUAAAUUUGAUGUGACUGUUGAUAGCAGACGAUUAUCACACAUGGUUUACCAAUUCUUUAAUCAACACGCCAGAACAAAUUGUGAGCUAUGUUCUCAGUCGUGUGAUAAUGCUGUGGAGGAAGAAGAAGAAGAUGAUUACGAGAAUUUCAAAUUUCCAGACAUAAUACCACGUAUACAACGAUUAAAUUUUAAAACUGACGAAGAAGAAAAUACCAAUGUUGGUUCUCGUAUAGGGCGACCCUUUUUCCAUAUAGGAAGAACUCCUUAUAAUCAUCAGCGUUCAAGACGAUCUAUCAGUGCUCGUGUGCUGUGUAUAGAAGUUUGUGUUCGAUUUCAAGGAAAUCAAGAAACAGGGAUGUCAGUUUUGGAUGUUGGUCUAUUCACUGGCUAUCAACCAAUAGACAACGAUCUUAAUUUGAUGAAGACCAAUGGCAAAAUCCAGCAUUUUGAGACAUCACAGCGCUCUGUUAUUCUUUAUGUUGAAGAGAUAUCUCACAAAAGAACAGAAUGUUUUAAGUUCAGAGCUAAACAGAAACAUAUCGUAGAAAAUAUUCAACCUGCUAAAGUUCAAGUCUUUGAUUACUAUAAUCCAGCAAUAAGAUGCUCUUAUUUCUACAAGCCGGAUAAUGUUAGUGGUCAUCUUACUAAUUUCUGUGACAAACAAAAGAGUAUUUGCCAGUGUUUAGAAGGACGAUGUAGUCAGUGUGAAAAUAUUUGGUAUGGUAAGAAAUGGAAUGAUAUAAUCAAAUAUGCCUGUCUCAAUUCUACAUAUGUAUUACAGAUUAAAGUAUUAGAUAAACAAGAGGAAUCAGCCGGGUUUGAAAGAGUUCUAGCAAGUGUUCAAAGAGUUAUAUUUUCCAGUGGCGCUAUUGAAAUUAAAAGCAAAGAUAAAAUGAUUUUAUUAAAGAGAUCGUCUUGUAUGUGUCCCUCUGUUGAAGUCAAUAAGAAUUAUAUUUUUAUGGCUGGAAUUCCAAAACGAUUCAGAGAUGACGAAGAUAAUUUGGUGUAUGCCUUCUUGAUGGACAAAAUGGCCGUUGUUACUGAAGUGUACAAGUCUAAGCAAAAAAAUAUUAGCAAAGAACAAAAACAAAUGUCGAGACAGUUUAGACGGUUCCAGAAGAGAUUACUGCGCAAGCGUUGUACAAGAUACCAGAAGAAGAGUAGAAUGCUGCAUGCCUUCCCUGGUGUUUAGCAUUCCAACAUAGAGCAGGAAAAAUCCACAUGAACACAUAUGAAUAUAGCUUGCAACCUUUCAGAUAAUUCAUAUUUUUUAAUUGGUUCCCGGGUUUGAAUAUUUGCUAUCGGGGUACCAGCUAUCGGCCUGAUAUUAUCAGACUCCCGAUUCUGCUCUUAACGUGAAUGCACGCGACCGUAUUUUGUUGUCGGGUUCACGUUGAUUUUUAUUCAGCUUUUUCCAUCGGGCAUCAAGUCAAAUUAGCGAAUACAUCAAAACCCAAUUUAUGUAUUUUAUUUAUGCCCGGCUUAUCACGAGAAAUUAUGUUGAUUGGUUAUUAUUUCUAAAUUUUUAGCCUUGUCCAAUUUCAAACGGACAAAACGAUAUCAUACUUUCUAACUUUAUUUUACAAAAGGGUGCCAGUGUUACUAUGGUUACAAUCAUGAACUGUAUUUGACUGAAUAUAAUUAUGUUAAACGUACAUUAAAGAUUUUAGAAUGUACACAUAACCUUUGGCGAUUGCUCUAUUGGGUUUUUAUUUUUUAGGAUAUGUAACAUUUCUAACGUAUUGAGUACAUUUGGAAGAUUAACCCCUUUUAGAAAGUUAAUUUGUGUGUUAUAUAAUUAUUACAGAAAAUAAACCAACAGUAAACAUUAAUAUUACAGAAAAUCCACAAAAUGUAAAUACUGUCUGACCCUAGAACAACUCCUACUUUUAUAUAACUAUACCCGUAUAUGCACUCGUUGCCAAAUAAUAUAUAUAUUUUUUAACAUUAAUAUUGUUUAUAUAAUUAUUCAUCAAAUUAUUGUUCAUAUAAAUGUCAGAUAUUAAUAUUAAAGAUAUAAAAGAA
Molecule: messenger RNA, 6236 nt
Organism: Patella vulgata (common limpet)
Lineage: Eukaryota; Metazoa; Mollusca; Gastropoda; Patellidae
Product: venom factor
Exons: 39
Coding region: 67-5403 (1778 amino acids)
Cellular component (GO): extracellular region
Molecular function (GO): endopeptidase inhibitor activity; protein binding
Source: RefSeq, a predicted model, not a curated record